AUGUCGAACACUUUGUUCCACAUGAUCGAUGCGAAGACCUCCUACAAUUUAUUGUUAGGACGACCGUGGGUUCACAAAAAUGGUGUCGUCCCCUCCACUCUUCAUCAAUGCUUCAAGUUCUACAAUGGCGGAGUAAAAACAGUGGCAGGUGAUACUAAACCAUUCACUGAAGCUGGAUCUUACUUUGUGGAUUCCAAGUUCUACAGGGAUGAUGAAAUAAUAGAGGAAGUUCUCCCAAUUAGAGUACCCUCUACAGGGAAGACUGUAGAAGUGCGUAAUAAGGAAGUGGAAUCCAGCGUGGCAAGAAAUCGCAAUGAGGAACCACAUAAAGUUUCGUUGGAAACUAAUGUGGCAGCUUUAAAGAACAAAAUCAACUCCUCUUCUCCAGUCCUUCGUUUCAUUAGAGAGGUUCAAUAUCCUAAGUGGAUUGCAAAUAUUGUUCCUGUCAAGAAGAAGAACGGACAACUCUGUGUAUGUGUGGACUUCCGCGACUUAAAUGACGCAUGUUCGAAAGAUGACUUCCCUUUGCCCAUCAUUGAACUCAUGGUGGAUGCAAAAACAGGCAUGAAGCUUUAUCCUUCAUGGAUGGGUCAUCUGGAUACAAUCAAAUAA
Rosa chinensis is the source of this 612-nucleotide messenger RNA. RefSeq lists its product as uncharacterized. The record is from RefSeq and is a predicted model, not a curated record. NCBI's taxonomy places the organism in Eukaryota, Viridiplantae, Streptophyta, Magnoliopsida, Rosales, Rosaceae. The transcript is spliced from 2 exons. Bases 1 to 612 code for a protein of 203 amino acids.